AAGUGCGAGCUGGCCAUGGGCGGGACUCGGCAGCAGGGCUUUGCGAGCACACGUGGGAUUCGCCAAGGUCGCCCGCUCGCCCCGCUUCUAUUCGCGGUGGCGCCAGACAUCUUGCUGCGCCGGAUCGCGCGCCAGGUGCCGGACAGAACGCUGCGCGCACGCUCGGACGACACAGCCUUGGUGCACCCCGACAUAUGGGGCGCGUUGCCCCAGAUAGAGGUAAUCCCCCCCGAUUUCCAGCGAAUGUCAGAGUUGGCACUCAACGUUGACAAGACUGCGUUUGUACCCCUAUCCAGGGGGAGCUCGGAGAGCACCCGCGAGCGACUGGCGCGGGCCGCGCCGCUCUGGGGCUCCAGGAGCGUUGCCCGAAACGCCAGGCACCUGGGUUAUGCGAUCGGCCCCGGGCGCGGCGACCUGACCUGGGACGCCCCGGCUUGGGCCUGGGGACUGAACACAAUCUUGGCCCACCUGGUCUUCGUCCUGUCGACGACGCCGUUCGCUUGCCAGCUGGACCCGCUGCCGGAGAAGGCGCUGGAAGUGGAGGCGGGCUUCGGGCUGUUAAAAUCCUUCAAGUGGCUCGGCUUUCCAGCCGAAGUACCAGACCUUGACUCGAUCGCGGUGGCCGCAAGGGCGAGCGUGGCUUUGCGCGAGAACAUGAAGCAAGGCGGGCUGCGGGUCACCCAGAGGGCUCGUCAGCUUCGGCAAUUGCUGAGCCGCGCAGACUGCGCGGACCGGGCGCUGCACCACGGCGGGUGGAUUGGAUCGAAUUUUCCAUUUUCGCUGGUUGCUGCUACCCUCAAGGUGCACGCCCUCCAGGACAUGGCCCCAGCUGAGUUGAACGCCAGAGACGAGUGCCACAAGAAGGCGGGCUGGCAAGCUCGGGUCAGCAAGGCCUUGCGACCGCCGCUGGAGCUCGAGGCCCAGGCCCACCUCCGGCGCAGGCGGGGCCACUGGCAGGCACGCGCGAUGCCUGGCCGCCGAGUGCAGUCUUUCAUGAAGCACAUGCGCCGCCUGGCCGGUCCAGUUGCCCCCCGCGUGCAGUCCGCGACCCUUCGGGCCGCCAGGUCGACGGCCAGCAGAUUCGGAGGGCGGGCGCCGUGCUGCUUCGGCUGUCACCGAGGCUCAGACUCCAUCAAGCACUACGCCGCUUGCGGUGAAUUCCACGCGCUCCGCGCGCGCUGGCUGGGGCUCACAUGGCCGCAGAUGGCAUGCCAGCUCGACGACUUCAUCGGGCUGGGCAUCACAACGGCACGUUCG
Prorocentrum cordatum is the source of this 1257-nucleotide messenger RNA. Lineage: Eukaryota; Dinophyceae; Prorocentrales; Prorocentraceae. The record is from the annotation of a GenBank genome assembly.